CUUCUCCGGAGAGAAAAAACCCUAAAAAUUUAGCAUCUAUGUCAAUCAGAGCCAUGGGAGAAAACAAUCACAAAGACCAAAAACAACUUUCUUAUGACAAAUCUAAUAAACCCUUUUUUCCUUCUUCUUCAUCUCCAUGCUCGUUCACGGCGAUCGUCGUCCUCUUGAUCUUCGUCUCAUAUCUCUUAUACUCAUUCAGUUUCAUCUCUUUUCUAAACCCAUAUUCUCCUUCUAAAAUCCCCAAUUCUCUCCUCGUACCCGUUAUCCGUCUCGGGUCGGGUCAAAAACCUGAGGAACAAACAGAGCUCAAACACAUAGUCUUCGGCAUCGCGGCGUCCUCAGAUCUGUGGAAGCAUCGCAGAGAAUACGUGAAAACAUGGUGGAAACCUAACGGAGUAAUGAACGGCGCCGUUUGGCUCGACAAACCCGUCAAUGACACCGUUUCCUCUUCAUCAGCCUUGCCUCAGAUCAGAAUCUCCUCCGACACGUCAAGUUUCAAGUACCGUUACCGUAACGGUCACAGAUCAGCGAUCAGGAUCACGAGAAUCGUGUCGGAGACGGUGAGGAUGUUAAACGGAACGGAAGCGGAGAGAAACGUGAGGUGGGUUGUGAUGGGUGACGACGACACUGUGUUUUUCACGGAGAAUCUUGUUAGGGUUUUGAGAAAAUACGAUCAUAAACAGUUUUAUUACAUCGGAGCUCCGUCGGAGAGUCAUUUGCAGAAUCUUCAUCAGUUUUCUUACGGAAUGGCGUACGGAGGAGGAGGGUUUGCUAUAAGUUAUCCGUUAGCCAAGGUUUUGGAGAAGAUGCAAGAUCGUUGCAUCGAGAGAUACUCCGAUUUGUACGGAUCCGAUGAUCGGAUUCAUGCUUGUAUGGCUGAGCUUGGUGUUCCUCUCACUAAAGAAGUUGGCUUCCAUCAGUUUGAUGUAUACGGGAAUCUCUUAGGGCUAUUAUCAGUCCAUCCACAAGCGCCAAUAGUGUCAAUCCAUCACCUAGACGUAGUGGAGCCUAUAUUCCCAAAAACAAACCGAGUCAACGCAUUAAAGAAACUAAUGAUCCCAGCAAAACUUGAUUCAGCGAGUCUUGUCCAACAAUCGGUAUGCUAUGAUAAAAGUCGUCAGUGGACAAUGUCGAUCUCGUGGGGAUACACAGUUCAAAUCACACGUACGUAUAUGCCAGCAAGAUUUAUGGAGAUGCCCACUCGUACUUUUAAUGAUUGGCACAAACGUCGCGAUUUCACUAAUCUUGCUUUCAACACACGUCCCAUAACAUGGACGGAUUGUCAGCGUCCGCGUGUGUUUUAUCUCUCUCAUGCGUUUAGCAAUUCUUCUUCUACUUCUGAUACAACGACGAUUACCGAAUAUUUGAGGCACAACGAAUGGUAUCCUAAAUGUGAUUGGGGAAUCGCAGAUCCUUCCGACAUCAAUCAGAUAUUUGUCUACAAAAAGCCUACUCCGGAUAGGUGGAACAAGGCUCCACGGAGAGAUUGUUGUAAAUUAGUGCCAACAACGACGAAGGGGACAAUGGUGAUCAAUGUGGCAGCUUGUGCAAAUGACGAAAUUGUUGCUUAUUCUGAUAAAUAGUUUGUUGUUUGUUGUUAACUUUACAAAGAGGACUUGCUUUUUGAAAAGAAAAUCUGAACAAGAAGAAUCUGUUUGUUUAAUGUAGUGACAUUUAUAUACUUAGGGAAAAAUAAUAUACAUCUUUUUGGGCC
This is a messenger RNA of Arabidopsis arenosa, 1714 nucleotides long. Lineage: Eukaryota; Viridiplantae; Streptophyta; Magnoliopsida; Brassicales; Brassicaceae. The record is from the annotation of a GenBank genome assembly.